CGAUUUGAUGCCGCUAAGGGGAACUAAGCUGAUCGCCGAGCCACCACUCCUUACCCGGAAAGAUGGCGGAUCUGAUGAAGCCGACUCAGUUGCAGAAGAGUGUGAAAAUUGCUCCGGGAGCAGUUGUGUGCGUGGAAAGUGAAAUUAAAGGGGAUGUGACAAUAGGGCCAAGAACUGUUGUUCAUCCCAAAGCUCGUAUAUUUGCUGAAGCAGGACCAAUUAUUAUUGGUGAAGGCAAUCUAAUAGAAGAGCAGGCUUUUAUACGAAAUGGUUAUCCUGAAAAUAUUGCACCUGACUCACAAGAUAUGGAGCCAAAACCCAUGGUCAUCGGUACCAACAAUGUGUUUGAAGUUGGAUGCGAUUCUCAUGCAAUGAAGAUUGGCGACAACAAUGUCAUUGAAUCAAAAGCAUUUGUUGGCAGGAAUGUCAUUCUGACUAGUGGCUGCAUCAUCGGUGCUUGCUGUCAGGUGGACACUUGUGAGGUCAUUCCAGAGAACACAGUCAUAUAUGGAUCUGAAUGUCUGCGCAGAGUACAGACCGAGCGUCCACAGCCACAGACCCUUCAGUUGGAUUUCCUGAUGAAGAUUUUACCAAACUAUCACCAUCUUAAGAAGACCACAAAGAUCAGUUCAACCCCAAUGAAAAACUGAAGAUGCACUAAAAACAACAUGCUUCAUGUGGAUGGUCUUUCCCUAACCCUUAUCUUUUACAUUAUAUUCUUUAGUUUUGUUUCAAUACUAAUUAUUUAUAUUUUUCUGUUCUAUGUGUCUAAAGAUAAAUGAAAAAUAAAGCAUACAAAGUGCUGAAAU
Messenger RNA from Nanorana parkeri, 809 nucleotides. It is a transcript of the gene DCTN6, whose product is annotated as dynactin subunit 6. Gene Ontology annotation, molecular function: dynein complex binding. The coding region runs from base 63 to 650 and encodes 195 amino acids. The record is from RefSeq and is a predicted model, not a curated record. Lineage: Eukaryota; Metazoa; Chordata; Amphibia; Anura; Dicroglossidae. The transcript is spliced from 7 exons. Gene Ontology annotation, biological process: mitotic spindle organization. Gene Ontology annotation, cellular component: dynactin complex.